Moesziomyces antarcticus is the source of this 4653-nucleotide messenger RNA. Its product is annotated as p-loop containing nucleoside triphosphate hydrolase protein. Bases 1 to 4653 code for a protein of 1550 amino acids. Gene Ontology annotation, molecular function: ATP binding; ABC-type transporter activity; ATP hydrolysis activity. The record is from RefSeq and is a predicted model, not a curated record. Lineage: Eukaryota; Fungi; Basidiomycota; Ustilaginomycetes; Ustilaginales; Ustilaginaceae. Gene Ontology annotation, biological process: transmembrane transport. Gene Ontology annotation, cellular component: membrane. The transcript has a single exon.
AUGCCGCUAUGCCCCACCCAGGAUGCUAGCAUCCUCCCACCAGCGCCAGCAUCGCUCUGCCGCGACGCAGACUUUACCUGGGCAUUUCACCUGGCCAUCUUGCAGAUCUUGCCUGCAGCCGUUUACGUAGCCCUCUGCGCAGUCGAGGCUUGGUCGCUGCAAUUUAAGCCAAAGUACCUCUUGGAAGCUCGUUUCCGCGACAGGACCUACCUGCUCAAGCUCGCCGCUCCGUCCCUCCUUGCUCUCGCUUCGCUCGUUCGUCUCUUGGUCUUUCUGCUGCCCCCCCACAUCGAUGCCCAGCUCCACUCGAUUCGUCACCUUAUCAUCCCUGCGCUCGUGCUCCGAAUCGCAGCAGCGCUCGCCCUCGUCGCCACCGUACACUUCCAAUACCGCCGACAACCACGCCCCAGCACCACCAACGUCGUCUUUCUCACAAUCGCCCUCAUCUUUGACGCCGCCUUUGUUCGCACGCUCGCCCUCUCGGCUUUCGUCAGCACAUCCGCCUUCGCCCUCUCGGUUCUCAGCGUCGCCGCGUUGCUCGCCUGUCUCUUUGUCGAAUGCUUGUCCAAGCGCGCCCUCCUCAUCCAAUCCAUGCACGCUCGCGCCGCCGCCCCCACUGCCGCUUAUCCCCUCACCCAUGCCGCCCGUGCUGCGCCAUCGCAGGCCAUCACCGCAAGCGUCCUUUCCCGCGCCGCUCAUCUCUGGCUACUCCCCACCGUCUGGCGCGGUCGAAGCCAAGAACUCGUCAUCGACCAUCUCGAACAGCCAGACGAUCCACUUCAAGUCCAAGCCGACACCGACGCCUUCCAACGCCGUUGGUCUCGCCUCGAUCCCGCCCGCGCCGGGCCAAACGCACUCGCAUGGACCGUCCUGGCCACCUUCCGCACUACGCUCUUGCGUCCCGUGCUACCCAAGCUCCUCUUCAUCGCCGUCUCCUUCGCCCAGCCAUUCCUCAUCGAGCGCACCACCUCGUAUCUUCAGGGCCUCGGUCACUCCUCUUCCGAGCCUAGCUACCACGGCUGGGGCCUCGUAGCCGCCUAUGCACUCGUCUACGCGCUCACCGCCCUUCUCACCGCCCACUACCAGUCCAUCGUCGACGACUCGGCCUGCAAAAUCCGCCGCACGCUCGUCUCCAUCAUCUAUCAAAAGUCCCUCCGCCUUCGCCAAGAUGCGGCACUCGCAACCGGCGCUGGCGGCGCCACAACGCUCAUCAGCGCCGACAUGGAGCGUGUCUGCAACGGCGUCGUUCUCAUCCACGAAGUGUGGGCAUCCCUGCUCCAGAUCGCCAUCGCGCUCUGGCUUGCCUACGAGCAGAUCUCGUACGCCUUCCUGGUGCCUGUGGUCAUGACCGUCAUCAGCAUUGUCCUCACCACCUACAUCAGCAAUCGCAUGCGCGCCAUCGUCGUCCGCUGGACAAAGGCCAUGCAGCUCCGCGUCAAGCUCGUCACAGCCACCAUGAAAAACAUCACCUCCAUCAAACUGGCUUCCCGCUUCGCCAUCAUCUCGGAGCGACUCUCCGCCUUGCGUGCCCUCGAACUCGCCGCCUUUCGCGCCGCCAUGUGGAUCGCCACUCUGCUCGUCGUGGCUGCCAACGACCUCGAAAACUACACUACGCUCCUCACCCUCGUCGCAUUCUCGGGAAUCGCCCAGAACAGCCAUUCCACCGCAACAGACUCGCUCGACACCACCAAGCUCUUUACCGUCAUCUCCGUCCUCACCCUGCUCCGCAACCCGCUCUUCCUGCUCGCACAGUACGGUCCGAUGCUCCUGGCAGCUCUCGGCGCCUCUGUCGGAAUUCGCGAUUUUCUUCUGCAAGCCGAGAUGGUCCCGAGUCAGGAUGACGCCAGCCGCGGCCGAACCACGUCGUCAUCGUCCUUUAGCUGCAGCCUAGAUCCCAAGUCUGGCAAUGCCCAGGCUUCCAAUGCUGCCGCUUCGUCGGUCUCUGAAACAUCGAGCAUCGUCUCAAAGGGCGUCCGCCUACAAGUCGGCACAAAGGCUCUCAUCUCGGACCUCAACUUCACGAUCAACAAGGGCCAACUCGCAUGCCUUACUGGCGCGACCGGCACUGGCAAGAGUUCGCUCCUGCUCGCCUUCCUCGGGGAGCUGAGAAGUUCUGCGGGCGAGCUCUUCGUCGAGCGUAGCCCCGCGUACGGAACUGCCUACUGUGCUCAGUCGACCUGGCUCCAGGACGCCUCGAUCCGCGACAACAUUCUCUUCCACUCGGACCUCGACCAGGAGCGCUACGAUGCGGUGGCGUGGUGUCUCGAUCUCGAACAGGACUUUGCCGCCAUGCCAGAAGGCGAUGUCACCCGGGUCGGGCCGCAGGGGUCCAAGCUCUCCGGUGGCCAGAAGAGCAGAGUCGCUCUGGCGAGAGCGCUGUACAGCUCCAGCCCACUCCUUUUGCUCGACGACUCGUUGGCGGCGCUCGAUGCCUCUACCACAGCCAAGAUCGUUACUCGCCUCCUUGCCCGUGAACCUCAAGGUCGAGAUGGCAGUUCAGUGGCUCCCGCCCGACUGGUGCUCGGGGGCAGGACCGUCGUCCUCGCUUGUCACAAAUUCCCGCUUGGGAUCCAGCCAGAUGUGCACAUUGCCCUCAGUUCCAAAAAGGAGACCGCGGAAACGGUCGCCGACGUCACCGUCCAGUACGCUAGCCAUCAGACCGUCACUUUCCCACCUUACUCGAGGUCUCUGCCACUCAAAAGUGCUUCCGCCAGCUCCGAUCAAGGAUGCAAGGACAGCAGCGAAGCCAGCGAUGCGGACCCUUCACCCAAUCCACGGACUCAGCUGCGUCCUUGGGAAGCCUUCAAGUUCUACUGCCGCACCUGCGGUACAGCACGCGCGCUCGUCUACGUCGCCAUCAGCAUCUUUGCCGCCGCUUCCCUCGCCUCGAUCAACAUCUAUCUCUACUUCUGGUCGAAUGCCAACGAUCGUAAGCCCAACGCAAGCCUGUGGGCCUGGAUCGGAGGUUACGCGGCAGUGGUUACGGUCAACUCGCUGGCUUUCACAGGUCAGGUCUACUACCUCUUCAUACCCGUUGCGCAGGCCUGUGCGCGGAGGAUGCACUCGAUCAUCCUGAGCUCGACGCUGGCCGCACCUCUGUCGUAUUUCCUCAACACCUCGGGCGGGGCCAUUGUGAAUCGCUUCAGCCAGGACCUCUUUGUAUCGGACAACGACAUGACCAAGGCCUUGUUCAAUGUCUCCUCCAAUCUGGGCGUUGUGCUCGGCAGUAUGAUCCUUCUGUCCUUGGCAUCGCCCUGGUUCUUGCUCAUCUUGCCCGUUCUGCUGCCCACGCUGUGGGCGAUCAAGUCGUUUUACCUUCGCACAUCCGGACAAGUUCGCAAGCUCGACCUCGAGUCCAAGUCGCCUCUGUAUACCCUGUUCGGCGAGACGAUCGACGGCAUCGUCACCAUCCGCGCCUUUGGGGGCGGCCGAGCAUUUACGCAGCUCAACGAGAUUCUCGUUUCGCGCAGCCAGCGCGCCUUCUUCCUCAACCUCUCGCUGAUGCGUUGGCUCACUCUCGUCUCUGGCCUCAUCGUCGCUGGCCUCUCCACGGCAUUCUGCUCGCUCAGUGUCGGCCUCGCCCAGCGCAGUGCAAAGCACGGAGCAGGCUCGGACACGGUCGGAUGGGUCGCGGUCGGGCUGACGCAGCUCAUGAUGCUCACGAGCGCGAUCACGAUGCUCACGAAAGCCUGGACUCAGCUCGAGCUGUGCCUCGUUGCGAUCGAACGCUUGCAGCAGGUCGCCACGCUCGAAGCCGAGAACGACGAUGGGACCCGCUCGUACGAAGGCGAGAGCACGGAGCGCACGUCAGCCAUUGGGGCCGAGGUGGUUGUCGAGUCCGUCAACGUCGGCUACACGCUGCCCGACUUGGAUGUCUCCACCACGGUCCUGCGCGACCUUUCGUUCACGCUUGCGGCAGGAGAAAAGGCGGCCGUGGUCGGCAGGACGGGAAGCGGCAAGUCUUCGCUCAUCCAGGCGCUUUUGCGCUUCGUUCCACUGUCUUCCGGAAGCAUCUCGAUCGAAGGCGUCGACACAACCGACUUGCGCCUGCGGGCUCUGCGCGAACGGAUCCUGGUCUUGCCGCAAGAGGCUGUGGUCGUUUCGUGCUGCACGCUGCGGGAGAAUCUCUUGAUGAUGCUGGACACUGCCGACAGCGUCGAUGUGCUCAGCGACUCCGAGCUGUGGGACGCUCUGAAGCGGGUCGGGCUCGACGCCAUGGCUGCCAAGUGGGGCGGUUUGGAUGCGGCUCUGGAUCAGGCGGACGAGCUGAGCAAUGGCCAGAGGCAACUUCUCUCGCUCGCACAGCUCAUCCUUGCCUGCAAAGCCAUCCGUGCUCGUCAUGGGCGCAGCCGCAUCGGAUCCGAGGGCCACUUGAUUGUCCUGGACGAACCGACAUCAUUCCUCGACGACAGCGGAGACGCCCUUUUGAGGGAGCUGAUGCAGGAUCCACUGGCCCUCGGCGACUUUACGGUCCUGAUGAUCUCGCACCGCUUCGGGCCCAUUCUUGCUUGCGACAAGGUCCUCCUGCUGCACAAGCAUGGCGAAGCUUCGACAGGGCCGUCCUACGAAUUCGGUCCUCCGAGAGACCUGUUCUACUCACCCGCAUCUAGUUUCGGACUCCUUGCUCGCGAUGCCGGCAUCACAAGAUGGUAG